This is a messenger RNA of Acanthopagrus latus (yellowfin seabream), 2915 nucleotides long. RefSeq names its product coronin 6 (gene coro6). Gene Ontology annotation, molecular function: actin filament binding. The record is from RefSeq and is a predicted model, not a curated record. Bases 252 to 1661 code for a protein of 469 amino acids. Gene Ontology annotation, biological process: cell migration; actin filament organization. NCBI's taxonomy places the organism in Eukaryota, Metazoa, Chordata, Actinopteri, Spariformes, Sparidae. The transcript has 12 exons.
CCCACACCCUCCUCUCUCCCUGCACUGUCCCGCUACUCUCCCCCUCUCUCUUUUCCUGCCGAGGAGCGUCACGCAGUUGUCCAGUGCGUCUCCUCAGCAAAGUCCGCACCGACUCCAGCAAAACGCACCACGGGGAGUAUCAUUUAAUAAGGAAUAAAAGCAGCAGAGGGAGGAGGAGCAGGAGGCGGAGGACAUCCAACAGACACCGUGAGAGCUGUCCAGGGAAGAGGGGUCUCCCCAAAACCUGAGCCAUGAGUCGCAGCAUCGUGCGGCAGAGCAAGUUUCGCCACGUCUUUGGCCAGAACGUCAAGGCGGAGCAGGGUUACGAUGACAUCCGGGUCUCCAAGGUGACGUGGGACAGCUCCUUCUGCGCCGUCAACCCAAAGUUCCUGGCGGUGAUCGUUGAGUCCAGCGGCGGAGGAGCGUUCCUGGUCCUGCCCAUCUCUAAGACAGGUCGUGUGGACAAAAACUACCCGCUGGUGGUCGGCCACUCCGGGCCGGUCCUCGAUAUCGACUGGUGUCCUCAUGACGACAACAUCCUGGCCAGCUGCUCAGAGGACUGUACCGCAAUGGUGUGGCAGAUCCCAGAUCACAUACUGACCCGCCCCGUCACCGACCCCAUCGUGGUCCUGGAGGGACACUCCAAACGUGUCGGCAUCGUCACCUGGCACCCCACCGCACGCAACAUACUACUCACUGCGGGCAGUGAUAACCUGGUCAUCAUCUGGAACGUGGGCACAGGUGAGCCCCUCAUCUCCAUGGACGACCAUCCAGACCUCAUCUACAGCAUCAGCUGGAACCGAAACGGCAGCUUGUUUUGCACCACCUGUAAGGACCGACGCCUGCGUGUGUGUGACCCCCGCAAGAGGGAGGUGGUUGCGGAACGUCUGGCUCCACAUGAGGGGAUCCGGCCAAUGAGAGCGAUCUUCACCCGAGACGGAAACAUCUUCACCACAGGGUUCACCAGGAUGAGCCAGAGAGAGCUCGGACUCUGGGACCCCACGAACUUCGAGGAACCCAUUGCGCUCUUGGAGCUGGACACCAGUAAUGGAGUGUUGUUACCAUAUUAUGAUGCAGACGCAAACAUGGUCUACCUCUGUGGAAAGGGGGACAGCAGCAUCCGUUACUUUGAGAUCACAGAUGAGCCGCCGUACGUCCACUACCUCAGCACCUUCAGCAGUAAGGAGCCCCAGAGAGGGAUGGGCUUCAUGCCCAAGAGAGGCGUGGACGUCAGCAAAUGUGAGAUCGCGAGGUUAUUCAAGCUCCUUGACAAGAAGUGUGAGCCCAUCACAAUGACAGUGCCCAGAAAAUCGGACCUCUUCCAGGACGACCUGUACCCGGACACAGCGGGUCCUGAGCCCGCCAUGGAGCCCGAGGAGUGGCUGGACGGCCGCGACGAAGAUCCAAUUCUGGUGUCCAUGAGGGACGGCUAUGUGCCGCCAAAGAGCCGAGAGCUCAAAGUGGCGAAGAAGAACGUGCUGGACUCCAGACCCACCACCCGACGCAGCAUGUCCACUUUGGAAACCAACAGUCUGCCGCCUCAGUUGCUGGAGAGGUUGUUGGAGGAGAUUCAGAAUCUGAAGGCCACAGUUUUGUCUCAGGAGAAGAGAAUCUGUGACUUGGAGAAUAAGCUUUCCCAGUACACCAAUGGCACUGACUGACGCGUGAAAACACACCUUCUGGAGGACUGGUCAGAAUUUCAGCAUCACGUCGAUUAUAGAAACACGUUUCCCUUACAUACACAAGGAACCACUUUCUUUAAUUGUAUGGCAAACACAUUUGAAUAUUUCCCCAGCUUUACUUUGAUUUGUACAGAGCGAGAAGAGUGCAGAAGUAGAAUGAGGGUGCUGUAGGUAAGACGGACUUGUGGGCUGAGGAAAGUCAACACUGUUAUCACCUUUUUGAUAAACCUGCGAGAAAUGGACAAGAAUUAAACGCCGGAAACAGACUUUUGACCUGGAGCGGUUUGCAAACGACAUAGUAAGAAUUGUACUUGAACUUCUACUAAACACACGCGACAUGAUUUAAAGAAACACAACAUCACAUGUAUUUGACCCGCUGCAUCAGACGAUCACUGACCAGUUUAUUCAAAUAAGUCCCUCAGAAAACUUUUCAAAAUGUAAAUAGUGAUAAAGGUGACAGGAGGAGAAAUUGUGAACUUGUAGCAAAAUGUGAAAAGCAAAACGUUUUGUGCUCUGUAAAGGAUUAUACAUUAGACACAUUAAACCAACAAUAAAAACAGUGUUUUUUAAAAAAAAAUGCCUGCAUCUUUCAUUCAAUCUUUAUUUACUCUCAGAAAAUGUUUCUACGUAAAGGUACAGUACAUCAAUUAAUGCAAGUAUUUUCUUCAUGUUGAGUUGAUAUGAAUAUAUUUCAUAAACUUUGUCUGCUUACGUUACAUUCAUGCAAAACAUUUGUGUUGCUGGGCAGGGAUCAGUAGCAGAGUUCUCGAAAAGUCUUUCUCAUAAACACACCUGCCGACAUCAGGUUGUAGAAAAGAGGGAGAUUUUCUAGGAUAUCGCAAAUGGCUUCAACCCUCAACACCGCUGCCCCUCUUAUACGCCCUCGUCACAGCCGUCAUCACCGAGCAAAAGUCAACAUCUAAAUCUGUCACAAAAAUAUUUAAGUGCAAACAGUGGAAGCAAGAGGACGGAAGCCGAGAUCGGCCAUGGAUUUAUCUUCUUUUCUUAUGCACUCUUAUCUCGUGAUAACGACUUAUCAUCUCUUCAUCUCGAUAUAACAAAGGUUGUUUCCCUGUUAUACAGACUUAUUAUCUCUUUAUCUCGAUAUAACAAAGGUUGUUUCCUUGUUAUACAGACUUAUUAUCUCUUUAUCUCGAUAUAACAAAGGUUGUUUUCUCAUCAUAACAAAUUGAUUAAUAACGUGUUCGUCUUGAUUUCAACCCACAAUAGCUG